Papaver somniferum (opium poppy) is the source of this 516-nucleotide messenger RNA. RefSeq lists its product as uncharacterized. The record is from RefSeq and is a predicted model, not a curated record. Lineage: Eukaryota; Viridiplantae; Streptophyta; Magnoliopsida; Ranunculales; Papaveraceae. The transcript has 2 exons. The coding region runs from base 1 to 516 and encodes 171 amino acids.
AUGCCCAAUGAACCAUCUCUCUACAUCAAGAAAAGAAGUAAUAAUGAGCUUCUUAUUGUCAGCAUUUAUGUGGAUGACUUAAUCUGUGCCAGUACCAAUUUAGAAAUGGUGGAGGAGUUCAAAAAAUCCAUGAUCAAGAGGUUUGAAAUGACUGACUUGGGCCUAAUGAAGUACUUCCUUGGCAUUCAAGUGAAUCAGUCACAAUAUGGUAUAACACUAUCUCAAGAGAAGUAUGCUACCGACUUGUUGAAGAAGUUCAGAGUGUUAUCUAGAUUCAUGCAUGACCCCAGCAAAACUCAUUAUACUGCUGCAAAAAGAGUUCUAAGGUACGUCAAAGGUACUAAGAAUUUUUGUCUCAACUACUCGAAGGAAGAAGAUAAUAGUCUUGUCGGAUAUACCGAUAGUGACUGGGCAGGUUCAAUUGAUGAUCGAAAAAGUACUUCUGGAUAUGAUAUUUCUCCUGGUUCUAAAGUGAUUACGUGGUCAUCAAAGAAGAAGAAUACAGUGGCAUUAUAA